AUGGCUCUUCCCCAGCAAAAAUGGCGACGGGGUACUCUCGGGUGGAGUUUCGGUGCUCUGGCGACCUUCGUCAUCAACCUCACCUUGAUGUUAUACGCGGUGCUUGGGGCUGACGCGGACCCAAGAACUGGUCUCCGACAUCUUGGCAGCGGGAUGUGCUCCAACAUCCACAAUAUUGAUAUCGGGGUCCAUGUGGUGAUCAACGCGCUAAGUACGGUACUGCUUGCUGGUAGCAACUACUGCAUGCAGUGCGCUUCAGCGCCGACGAGGAAUCAGAUUGAUCAGGCCCAUCGUGCGAAACGGUGGCUCGACGUGGGAAGGCCCAGCCUGCGGAACUUUCGCAGCCUUGGUUUAAGAAACGCCACCCUCUGGGUUCUGCUGGCCGUCUCGUCACUACCACUCCAUCUCUUCUACAAUUCGGUAGUGUUCUCCUCCACGACGGCGAACAUCUACAAUGUCUGGUCGCUCAAUGAAGGAAUACUGAACGCAACUGACUGGGAACACUUGCUCGAGGCGGAGAACCCCGAUGCAUACACCGGCUUCGGCCUCAACUAUACAGUGUCGAACUUCCACGCCGGUUUGUUCAUGAAACUGCCGGUGGAGCAAUGCAUCAACGUCUACGCUCAGCCGUUCCAGUCGAGCUGGGGCGACGUCAUCCUCAUCUCCAACGACGCGGCCCGCGGUCCCGCGCUGGGCCGUUUUGAAACAGAAUAUAUCGAGCGCUACGACAUAUGCAGCAGUCGCCAGGCGUAUCAAUGGGUAUGCGGGCAGUACGAUCAAGCGGCCGAUGGAGCCUGUGUCGCCCCCUGCGAUGAGACGCUGCCAGAAGUACUCCUCCACGUCGACAACUGGCAGCCCUACGGCUUGGUGGUUGAAUACUGCUACGCGCGGCCGACGCCGGAGACGUGCAGCCUUUACUUCAGUACCACGCUCGGCAUCGUCGUGCUUGUGCUCAACCUCACCAAGGCCGUGCUCAUGGCCCUCGUGACAUUGGGCCCCGGCUCGCCCUUGCUCACCAUCGGCGACGCGAUAGCCUCGUUCCUGAAGGUCCCCGAUGAAGCUACAGCGGGGAUGUGCCUCGCCUCAAAGAGGCACUUCACUGCUGGUACUAAAGGGGGAAAGUGGGUUUCCAAUGCUAUUGAGUUUUGUGACAGACGAGAACGCAGAGGCCGAGCUGCUAGCCUCUUCCGCUGGAUAGCAUGCAUCAUGGCAUAUGUGAUCGGGCUCGCAACAUGUGGGUGGCUCAUGAAGUACGGUCUCUCAAAAAUGCUAGGGAAAAAGAGCAUGUCUUAUGCGACAUCGCUGGGCUUCGGUGCCGUCUCUGAGAAGACGUUGAUAUCAAACGCGCUUUUCGACAACGAUGAGGUCGACCCGCUCCUCGGCAACGUCAUUCUCGUCAACACCCCACAGCUCAUCUUGUCGGACCUCUACUUUACCUAUAACGACCUCUUUACAUCCAUGUGUGCAGCGGUCGAGUGGAGCAGGUUCGCGAUCCGCCGAAAAGGGCUCCGAGUGUCGGACACGCCGACCGGGUCGCAGCGCAGCACCUACUUCCUGCAGCUGCCGUACCGCUACAGCCUGCCGCUCAUGGUCGUUUCGGGCACGCUACACCUUUUCGUGUCGCAGAGCAUCUUCCUCGUCUACGUCGAAGCGGCCGGAGACCCGGUCGUGGGCAGCUGGCUGCGCGGCGACACAGUCGCCACCAGCACCGGGAUCUUCCCUUAUGAAGGCAAAUCCAUCACAUGCGGGUGGUCGCCUCUGGGCGUGUUGUGCACCAUCUGUCUAGGCACCGUCGUGGUGCUCUUCCUGGUGCUCUGGAGCUUUCGGCGGCUGCCGUCCGGCAUGCCGGUCGUGGCGAACUGCAGCGCGGCCGUCGCGGCGGCAUGCCAUCCGAAACCGUGGGAGGACGGAGCCUGGGAAAAACCGCUGAUGUGGGGAGUCACCAAGCUUGCAACGUCCGAAAAAUUGCACUGUUCGUUUUCAACGGAGGAUGUGGUUUAUCCCUUAGGGGGGACGUAUCAAUAG
Neurospora crassa OR74A is the source of this 2025-nucleotide messenger RNA. RefSeq lists its product as hypothetical. The transcript is spliced from 3 exons. The record is from RefSeq and is a predicted model, not a curated record. NCBI's taxonomy places the organism in Eukaryota, Fungi, Ascomycota, Sordariomycetes, Sordariales, Sordariaceae. The coding region runs from base 1 to 2025 and encodes 674 amino acids.